Molecule: messenger RNA, 2145 nt
Organism: Necator americanus (New World hookworm)
Lineage: Eukaryota; Metazoa; Nematoda; Chromadorea; Rhabditida; Ancylostomatidae
Exons: 24
Coding region: 1-2145 (714 amino acids)
Source: RefSeq, a predicted model, not a curated record
AUGGUCCAGAACAAACGCCAAAAGAAGACAAAAAAUGAGCCAAAGAAGGAUCGACGAAGAGUUCGCGAAACCAAAAACAAAAACGGGACAAGCGACGAAAACCCUGUGCCAAAGCAACCUAGGAGAAAGUCAUCGGUGGUAACUACUGGCGGAGGCAAUGUGGAAAAAAGGGAGCUCAGGAAAAGAAAACCGAGUUCACAUUCUUCGUGUAAGUUCUGCACUCAACAUGCAUUGGAAGACUUGCAUGCGAGGCAAAAGAAAAAAAGAAGAAAUUAUGAGAAGCGCGGUUCUCGGGGAAAAAGAAGCAGAAAAGGACAAAGCGAGGGAAGAUUAUCCCCAGUUCCACCGAAGAGAAGAAGGACAGCACGUGUGACUGUGAAUGAGAGUAAUCAAGAAUGUAUAAAUCCAGAAAGGGAAAAUAUAUUAGUACAUGCAAAUGAAAAUGAUGAAGAACCGGAUUCAGAGUCUAGUGAUAUUAUGUACCUAGGGAGCCAGAGAAGAAGAACUCCUUCCGAUCUUGACGACGAAGAUAGCGAAGAAUCGGGGUCAGAAUCCAGUGAUAUUGUAUACCUAGGGAGCCAGAUAAGGAGAUCUCCUCCCGACGUUGACGACGAAGAUAGCGAAGAAUCGGAGUCUGAGUCCAGUGAUAUUGUAUACCUAGGGAGUCAGAUAAGAAGAUCUCCUUCCGACGCUGACGAAGAAGAUAGCGAAGAAACGGGGUCAGAGUCCAGUGAUGUAGUAUUUCUUGGAAGCUACGAAGUGCAGAGUUCUUCCGAACCUUCACACGAAAACAGUGUUGAUUCGGAGUCAGCACCUGUAGAUCCGGACAGUCGUGAGCAAAUCUCUCCAAUAAAUGUGGUUUCUGAUGAUGACGGUGCAGAGACGGACCAAAUGUCCAGCGAACCUGUAGAACCAUCUGCAGAACCGAACGAAAUUUCUUCAAUUUCUGCUCUUUCUGAUGAAAACAACAAUGAAACGGUCCCGAAGCCCACUGAACCUGUAGAACAGAACAGAAACGAAAACAAUUCUUCAAUCUGUGCAUUUCCUAACAAAGACACUGCAGAAUCAGACUCGAAGUCCAAGAAACCUGUGGAAACGGAAUCAAAUGAAAAAAUCAUCAGAAUUAUUGUGGAUUCUGAUGAAGAAGAUGAAGCAGAAACUUAUCCAAAGUCCAGUGAAGUUGUAGGAGCGGAAAUAAAUGAAAAAAUUGCACUCUCUGAUGGAAACAAUGAAAAAACGGACCCGAAGUCCAAGGAACCUGUAAGAGCGGAAUCAAAUGAAAAAAUCAUUAGAAUUAUUGUGGAUUCCGAUGAAGAAGAUGAAGAAGAAACUUAUCCAAAGUCCAGUGAAGUUGUAGGAGCGGAAAUAAAUGAAAAAAUUGCACUCUCUGAUGGAAACAAUGAAAAAACGGACCCGAAGUCCAAGGAACCUGUAAGAGCGGAAUCAAAUGAAAAAAUCAUUAGAAUUAUUGUGGAUUCCGAUGAAGAAGAUGAAGAAGAAACUUAUCCAAAGUCCAGUGAAGUUGUAGGAGCGGAAAUAAAUGAAAAAAUUGCACUCUCUGAUGGAAACAAUGAGAAAACGGGCCCGAAGUUCAAGGAACUUGUAGAAUCGGACAAAAACAAACAAAUUUCUUCAAUUACUUUGCUUUCUGACGAAACCGCUUUGGAAUCGGAUCCGAAGUCCAGCGGCCAACUCUCCUCAACUACUGUGUGUUCUGGGGAAAGCAAUAGGGAAGUGGAAUCAGACUCUAACACUCUCGUAGGGCCUAGCUCGCGUGAACAAUAUGUUCCACCUUUGCUUUCGGACGAUGAUAUCGUCGUACCGGAAGACCCGUCUUUGAAUGUCCUUUGGCUAGCUGAUCAACCGCAAAAUACAAUUUCUGAAAUGACGUUCGCCGAAUUGAACGCAAAUUUCAAUGGAAUUAAUUCCUCAUACAUUUUCGGACCGGAGCCAAGGUUUCUGGUUCCUGGCAGAAAUAGUGGAGAAUUUGAUCCUGGUUUCGCGUAUUCUAAUUGGCCGGUCUUUAACGAACAGAGUACUUCAUCAUAUGUGUAUCCUUAUGAGAACCCUCUGCAAUUGGAUCUCAACCCUGUCGUUGAUGCGGCUAGGAAGAACAACGAUGAAGAAGCUCCAAAUAAUGCGUGA